AUGAGUGACGGACGUGGUCGGGACCCUCUACCCUAUCGGCACCGGGACGCGGAGGAUGGCGCAGAGCCUCAUCCCAUUCCCAAGUCCCCUGAUGCCAAAUCCCAUUCUGUUUCCCACAAGCCGCCUUCACCCAUAGUGUCAGGUUCCAGUUCUCCGGUGGGAUCCUCGGCUACCAACCGAGCACUGCACUCGGCCAGCGCCUCGUCCUCACACAGGAGAGGCGAUUCAAACGGGGUCGUGCCCGAUGACUUGGUCUCGGAUGAUGUGAGUGGGCAAGCCAAUGAGCGUGUCCCGUCAAGCGCAUCGAAGACCCGUCGCCGAACAUGGCAAGAGCAAAAGAGGCGGCCUGGCACCCCCUCAACUCGACCAUCGAAUCGAGCGGCCCCGAUGGGGAAAGCUAGCCCAACUCACAGCAACUCUCGCCUUCCUCGACCCUCAGCUCUUGCGGAUGACGACCGGGCAAAUGGUACGAAUGGUUGCCCAUCACCGCGCCAUUCCCAAUCUCCCCUCUCCAGCCCCACCUCGGAUGACGGCCCACUCCCUCUAGAACCCAGCGUCAGCGAUAUGGCCUCCUUGUCCAGAUUAUCUGCCACGUCCGCAGAGGGUUUGAGCUACGGCCAGGAGUGCGCAAGAAACUGUACCGUUCUUCUAAGCUCCACCACCGGCAGGCUCAUUGGGACAGAAGGAGGUAUAGAAUCACACGGAACCUUAGUGCGACAUAUGGAAGCUUAUCCUAUUGUAACAGAAGAGCAAUUGAUCAACGAUGUCCGAGCGAUCUAUGGCGGCAUAGUAAUGGUGGAGCAGAGGCUCUCGGAGCAAGACGGCUUGAUGGCGGCCGAGCCUAUACCGGCCCCUUAUGACAAGUACCAGGCCACCGCCUACGCCCAUCACAUCAUCAUUCGGGAGCACUCGGAUUUCUUUUUGGCCUCCCGACAUCCAAUCGCGAGCCCUCCCAUACAAUCCCUGGCGGAGAACUACUUAAUGCCGGCGCGAAUGUGGCACUACGGGAUCCAUGCACUCCUGGAACUAUUCCGCAACCGGCUUCCUGACUCUUUGGAGCACAUGGUGACCUUCAUCCACUUUGCAUAUUCCAUGUUGACUCUCAUGAUUGAAACAGCGGCAACAUUCGAAGACACCUGGUUCGAGUGUCUGGGGGAUCUCUCGCGAUACCGCAUGGCCAUUGAACAAAGCGACCUUCGCGAAUGUGAUCUGUGGUCGGGCAUUUCGAGAUACUGGUACACCAAAGCUGCGGACAGAAACCCAAAUGUCGGCCGAAUCCAACAUCAUCUGGCGAUCUUGGCUCGGCCGGAUGUCAUCCAGCAACUCUUCUAUUACACGAAAUCCGUCAUCAGUAUUCACCCGUUUGCGGGCACCCGGGAAAGUAUCUUCCUUCUGUUUAACCCAUUCCUGAACGGGCCCAGACCCAUCCACCGUCUCCCGCUGGUCAGCGCGUUUGUGGCUGCGCACGGCUGUCUUUACACCGGCGAUUCUGGAGAUCGUUUCGUUGAGGCGGUCGACACCUUCUCGACGCUCCUGAGUCAGUCGAUCGGCCGGAUAGGCCCAGCCUUCAGGAUGCAGGGCUUCUACAUCUGUGCUUCCAACGCUGCAGCGAUGCUCGAAUAUGGCAAUGCAAACGCCCACCUGCCCCCGGAGUUUGACGAGUCGAAUGCAUCGCCAUCUGAAUCUCUUGAAGAGGUUUAUGCCUCGGCUGCCAGGAACUGGACUCCCACCGACGACCUUCAGGCGGUGCGGGCCGCGUUUCUAGCGUUCCGAGACUCCAAGAGCCCGUCACCUCAGCUUUUCUACGGGUCUCUGCUGAGUUAUCACUGCCUGUCGAUGUUCCUCGAGCAGACUGGUGAUAGAAACAUCUAUGCCGCAUGCCAUGUCGCUUUGGCUUUCCUGUGGUGCCUAUCGCUUACCCCACGCGGCAUGAACCGUGUGGAGGCCACCGUGCCUUGGAGGAAACUUACCAUCUUCCUCAACUCCUUAUUCCGCAGCUACAUCAAACCCGAUAUCGCCGAGAAUGACAAAUUUCCCAUCUCCGAAGAAACCACCUGGGUAGCCGAGGACUUCCUUAUCCGUGGCCUAGCCUGGAGCCGACGGCUCUAUCCUGCGUCGUUCUUCGACGAUUCACCCUCUGCCGACGAAGGACGAGAGAUCGAGCCGCCGUCUCGAGAUGUUGCCAGGAUGUACAGGUGCAUAUGGCUGGGGAUCCGGCUUGCCAAGUUUCAACGUUGGAUGACGUAUGAUUUUGAGGCGCGGGAAUUUUCUGCAACCCCAUUUGCCUUGGAAUUGGAGAAGAUUGCCGAGGAAUACAGCCCGUUUGCGAAACCCGAUGACAUGAGGCCGGUUCAGCCGAACGUGAACGCGCACGAAACCUGA
This is a messenger RNA of Aspergillus heteromorphus CBS 117.55, 2382 nucleotides long. RefSeq lists its product as uncharacterized. The record is from RefSeq and is a predicted model, not a curated record. The transcript has 3 exons. Gene Ontology annotation, molecular function: telomerase RNA binding; protein binding; telomeric repeat DNA binding. Gene Ontology annotation, cellular component: telomerase holoenzyme complex. Gene Ontology annotation, biological process: nuclear-transcribed mRNA catabolic process, nonsense-mediated decay. NCBI's taxonomy places the organism in Eukaryota, Fungi, Ascomycota, Eurotiomycetes, Eurotiales, Aspergillaceae. The coding region runs from base 1 to 2382 and encodes 793 amino acids.